Chrysochloris asiatica (Cape golden mole) is the source of this 1131-nucleotide messenger RNA. RefSeq names its product cyclin-dependent kinase 4 (gene CDK4). Gene Ontology annotation, molecular function: cyclin-dependent protein serine/threonine kinase activity; ATP binding; cyclin binding. Gene Ontology annotation, biological process: G1/S transition of mitotic cell cycle; regulation of G2/M transition of mitotic cell cycle; regulation of gene expression. The transcript has 8 exons. Lineage: Eukaryota; Metazoa; Chordata; Mammalia; Afrosoricida; Chrysochloridae. The coding region runs from base 220 to 1131 and encodes 303 amino acids. Gene Ontology annotation, cellular component: cytoplasm; cyclin-dependent protein kinase holoenzyme complex; nucleus. The record is from RefSeq and is a predicted model, not a curated record.
CCAGUUUCCGCGCGCCUCUUUGGCAGCUGGUCACAUGGUGAGGGUGGGGGUAAAGGAACCGCUCUAGCUUGCGUCCAGUGUCUAUGGUCAGGCUCUUCGUGUCCAGCUGCUUGGGACAGAGCUCGCGUGUAUGGCGCCUCAGGACCUGGCUCCAGGACUUCGAUAACGGGCCGCCUCAUUAGCUCCUGGUCUGGGGUGAGGGUCUUCCCUGAUCUAAGAAUGGCCACUCCUCGAUAUGAGCCAGUAGCUGAGAUUGGCGUAGGUGCCUAUGGGACGGUGUACAAAGCUCGCGAUCCCCACAGUGGCCACUUUGUAGCCCUCAAGAGUGUGAGAGUCCCCAAUGGAGAAGGCACUGGAGGGGGCCUUCCCAUCAGCACAGUUCGUGAGGUGGCCUUACUUAGGCGGCUGGAGGCUUUUGAGCAUCCCAAUGUUGUCCGACUGAUGGACGUCUGUGCCACAGCCCGAACUGACCGGGAAACCAAAGUGACCCUGGUGUUUGAACAUGUGGACCAAGACCUACGGACCUAUCUAGACAAAGCACCCCUACCAGGUUUGCCAGUGGAGACUAUCAAGGAUCUAAUGCGCCAGUUUCUAAGAGGCCUUGAUUUCCUGCAUGCCAAUUGCAUCGUUCACCGAGACCUGAAGCCAGAGAACAUUCUGGUGACAAGUGGUGGGACAGUCAAGCUGGCUGACUUUGGCCUGGCCAGAAUCUACAGCUACCAGAUGGCACUUACACCUGUGGUUGUUACACUCUGGUACAGAGCUCCUGAAGUUCUUCUGCAAUCUACAUAUGCAACCCCUGUGGACAUGUGGAGCGUUGGUUGCAUUUUUGCAGAGAUGUUUCGUCGAAAGCCACUCUUCUGUGGAAAUUCAGAAGCUGACCAGUUAGGCAAAAUUUUUGACCUGAUCGGGCUGCCCCCAGAGGAUGACUGGCCCCGAGAUGUGUCCCUACCACGAGGAGCCUUUUCCCCCAGAGGGCCCCGCCCAGUGCAGUCUGUGGUACCUGAGCUGGAGGAAUCUGGAGCACAGCUGCUGCUGGAAAUGCUGACUUUUAACCCACACAAGCGAAUCUCUGCCUUCCGGGCCCUGCAGCACUCUUAUCUACAAAAAGGAGAUGGAAAUCCGGAGUGA